AUGCCUCGAGUACUAAGAUCGUCUAAGACCGCAUUGCUUAACAGCAAUGGUGGUUCAAACACCAAGAGUCGCAAGGCCACCCGCAACCGUUCUGCUACCGGUGUGAAGGGAAAGCGCUCGACCUCGACCUUUGUUCCUGCCCCUGCCUCUGCCUCUGCAAACCGCAUCCUGUCGAAGAACUGUGGGGAAUGCAACCGCCGACGCAAGAAGUGUGACAGGGAGAAGCCUUGCGGUUGGUGCAAGAAGCGGGGCAUUCUAUGUCGGUAUGAUCAGACUGUGACUGAGGGUCGUGAAUCUGAUCCGGUCUUACUCAAAGACUUGAACAAGGCCAAGGGUAAGGGCAAGGCCAAGGGUAAGGGCAAGGCCAAGAGUAAGGGCAAGGCCUAGAGCAAGGGAAAGGGAAAGGCAUAGGAUUCUCUCUGAAGGCAUCAACGUACAACUUCAACGUACAACUGGACGGGGUCAUAAGCACUUCAGAAUGGC
Mollisia scopiformis is the source of this 483-nucleotide messenger RNA. RefSeq lists its product as uncharacterized. Gene Ontology annotation, biological process: regulation of DNA-templated transcription. Lineage: Eukaryota; Fungi; Ascomycota; Leotiomycetes; Helotiales; Mollisiaceae. The transcript has 2 exons. Gene Ontology annotation, molecular function: zinc ion binding; DNA-binding transcription factor activity, RNA polymerase II-specific. The coding region runs from base 1 to 387 and encodes 128 amino acids. The record is from RefSeq and is a predicted model, not a curated record.